GCGGGAAGCAAAACGGAAAUGUAAUGGCACCAGCUGGCCUUCUAAGAAUCGUGGCCAGGGAGCAGGUCCUAACCAGCGGGUGGGACGCUGUUUCCGACACAAGGCGAUUAAAAAUGGGCUUGCGGGACGCCAAAUGCCAAGAGUCCCCAGUUCUGGGUUGAUCGGCUCUCCCCUCCCCUCCCCCUCAGAUGUAUUAUUAGAUAUAUAUAUUUAAGGCCACCCGAAGGGGAAGGAAAAUAGCCCUCCUUCUGCCUUCCCAACCGGUCCGUAAAAGCCGGAACGGUCCGUCUCCUCCAGAGUGAGCGGGUUCUCUUCAUUCCUCUCCCGCGGGAGAGGAAAGACUCUCGCCAGGCUCUUGGGCGCAGCCAGCCUUCUCUGGAUCGCGAAGGCAGGCGGGCGCAGCGGCCGGGCCGAGUUUUCCUCCCCAUCAAGUGACUUCACUUCCCAAAAUUAGCAGGGGGUGGGGAAAAAAAAAAACCAGAGUUUUCAUCCGGUGACUGUCGCCCUUUCGCUUUGCGCCAAGCGCGAGGGGAGCCGGACGCGCCUUGGAGUAGCGCGCAGCGGAGACCCCGAAAGAGGCUCGGAGAAGGACGGGGACGCGCAUUCGGCGGCGGCGGCAGCAGCGGGGAGGGGUGGUGGUGGGGGAGUGGACUUCGGGAGCGCGCCGCGAGCAAGGCCGGGCAAGAGGAGCCGCGGGAGCGAGGAUCCGAGUUUGGGACUCUCGGAGGAAAAGGGGCGUCUUUUGGGGGGGGGCCGCGCGGAAACCGGGUCAAUGUGGGGACCUGGGGGACCCCCGGCUGGAGAUCGAGCUCGAUGGACGGGACUAUCAAGGAGGCUCUCUCAGUGGUGAGUGAAGAUCAAUCACUCUUUGAUUCUACCUACGGAGCUGGUGCUCACCUUUCCAAAGCAGACAUGACAGCCUCAGGGAACCCGGAUUAUGGUCAACCACACAAGAUCAACCCUUUACCUCCUCAGCAAGAGUGGAUCAAUCAGCCGGUGCGCGUCAAUGUUAAGAGGGAAUAUGAUCAUGUGAAUGGAUCCAGGGAAUCUCCAGUGGAUUGCAGUGUUAACAAAUGCAACAAACUGGUUGGUGCUGGUCCAGAAUCCAACCCUUUGAAUUAUGGUACCUACAUAGAUGAGAAGAACGGACCUCCCCCUCCCAACAUGACCACCAAUGAGAGAAGAGUCAUUGUUCCAGCAGAUCCCACAUUGUGGAGUCAGGAUCAUGUGCGUCAGUGGCUAGACUGGGCUAUUAAAGAAUAUGGCUUAAUGGAGAUUGAUACCAACCUCUUCCAGAACAUGGACGGCAAAGAACUAUGCAAGAUGAACAAGGAGGAUUUCCUCCGGAUCACUUCUCUCUACAACACAGAAGUCCUGCUGUCUCAUCUCAGUUACCUCAGGGAAAGUAGUUCCUUGCUGUCUUACAACACACCGACUCACACAGAUCCAUCACCUCGCGUCAAUACCAAAGAAGAUAACUCCUAUGAUGCUGUUCGAAGAUCAGGAUGGGGUAAUAAUCUUAAUUCCAGCCACAAUAAAAGUCCUCCUCUAGGUGGGACACAAAAUGUAAGCAAAAACGGAGAACAACAGAGACCCCAACCAGAUCCAUAUCAGAUCUUAGGGCCCACCAGUAGCCGUUUAGCCAAUCCAGGGAGUGGACAGAUUCAACUGUGGCAAUUCCUCCUUGAACUGCUGUCAGACAGUUCCAACGCUAGCUGUAUCACAUGGGAAGGCACCAAUGGGGAAUUCAAGAUGACUGACCCUGAUGAAGUGGCCAGGCGUUGGGGAGAACGGAAAAGCAAACCCAACAUGAAUUACGACAAGUUGAGUCGAGCCCUCCGAUAUUACUAUGACAAGAACAUUAUGACCAAAGUGCACGGCAAGCGAUACGCUUACAAAUUUGACUUUCACGGCAUCGCUCAAGCACUUCAGCCUCACCCUACUGAAUCAUCAAUGUAUAAAUAUCCUUCGGAUCUCUCUUACAUGCCUUCGUACCACGCACACCAGCAAAAAAUGAACUUCGUCCCUCCCCAUCCAUCCUCUAUGCCGGUCACUUCCUCUAGUUUCUUUGGCGCGGCGUCACCAUACUGGACUUCUCCUACUGGAAGUAUUUAUCCAAAUCCCAACGUACCACGCCACGCUAAUUCUCACAUGCCUUCCCAUCUAGGCAGCUACUACUAAACACUUUCUGUCUUCGGUGAACUUUCUCAUUUUGAUUGGUUGUUUUCUUCCAUUCCUGAAAAUCUCUGGACUUUUUUUUUUUAUACUGUUGGGGAGAAAGCUUUAAAAAAAACCACCUGGAUAUUAAUAUUGUUAUUUUUAUUGUAAUUUUUAUUGGAAUAAACCUUUUAUUUUUCUAACUCUGCUUUUUCUGUCUCAGAAGGGCAAAUGAGUUCUCCAGUGGGCCAGUAUACUGCCUUUCGUUUUGGUUCAAAGGCUUUUCUCAUUUAUAGGACCAGCUUUACAUUACAUUUGUGCAGUGGUUAUCACUCAAGACUGUAGACAAAGCAUUGUCAAGUCAAAAGCUUUUUGGGAAAAAAAGAAAGAUCAGAACCUCUGAAUCUUAGAACAGGAAUGUUUGUUCCAAACUAAUGGGAAAUCAUGGUGGGGUGUGGGUUUUUUUUCCCCAGUUUUGAGAUGUGCUGAAGAAAAUUCACAAAUUUUGAGGACCUGGUUUGCAGAUAUCAACUGGAAUUUUCGCUUUAAGCUCAAUGAAGGCUUGGGUUGUUUGUUUUUUUUCACUCAACUGGAAAAAAAGAGAAUGAAAUAUAAAUAAAUAUGUAUAUUUUAAAGCAACUAUGGGCAUUGAAAGGACUGUGGAUUAAGUUACAUGAUUUUGUUAAUAACGCUGGAAGCAUACGGCACCAGGAAAAAAAAAAGAAAACAGGAAGUUAUAAUGCAUUGAGGACAGAUAUUCUUAAGAAUGCAAAAUGGAACUAAUAUAAAAUGACAGCAACUCCACCAGCUUCAACAAAGUUUGGGGAAUUGCAAAUAAACAUUACCGAUUCACGAACGCUGUGCGUUUGUCAGUCCACUACCGAAUAGGUCAACAACGUCAGAGGGCAACUUACUGUAUAAAUUAUGCAAAGUUAUGUUUUUAACCUAAUAUCUCACAGUAUUAAUGAAAACUAAAACGAGUUGACCUCGGUCACAAAAGCUGUUUUGUGGUUGUUGUUUCUUUUACUAUUGAAUCCAUUUUUUAAAAAAAAAAUUCUUUGUACAUCUUUUUAAUCUGUACAUUUGGGUUGCAGCUUUGUUUUGUUAUUAUUUUUUUUGUUUUGCUAAAAAAAUAAACUUAAAAAAAAGAAACACAUGCAAUGUGUAUGUUGGAAAACUAAGGACACCAUUUGGAAAUGAACUAAUGGUUAUAUUCAGAAAUUUGGAAUAAAGAGC
Crotalus tigris (Tiger rattlesnake) is the source of this 3393-nucleotide messenger RNA. RefSeq names its product Fli-1 proto-oncogene, ETS transcription factor (gene FLI1). The transcript is spliced from 9 exons. NCBI's taxonomy places the organism in Eukaryota, Metazoa, Chordata, Lepidosauria, Squamata, Viperidae. Gene Ontology annotation, molecular function: DNA-binding transcription factor activity, RNA polymerase II-specific; sequence-specific DNA binding. Bases 814 to 2181 code for a protein of 455 amino acids. Gene Ontology annotation, biological process: regulation of transcription by RNA polymerase II; cell differentiation. Gene Ontology annotation, cellular component: nucleus. The record is from RefSeq and is a predicted model, not a curated record.